AUGAAUCAAGCUUUCAGACGGGCAUCACAUCGCCUAUGGAUUUUGACAUGCUCUCUUGUUGUCGUCGUUCUGACAUUCAUCCAUCCUUGUGCUGUGUGUGUUGGAGCACCAUCGAAGCAAGGUAAUGAUGUCUUGAAUGGACGCUACGACAUUUCCUGGCGAAGUCCCUCCAAUUCAUCCAAAGACUCGAUGCCGCUAGGCAACGGGGAUCUGGCAGCAAAUGUCUGGACUGAGGCGGCAACAGGGGACGUCGUCGUGCUUCUUGCCAAGUCAGACUCGUGGAGCGAGGAAGCAAGGCUGUUGAAGUUGGGCGAGCUGAGAAUCUCUGUGUAUCCAAGACAGCAGGACAAAGGAGAUGUUCUGUUUGAGCAGACUUUGCACCUCGCCAAUGCCACGAUUUCUAUCACCACCAAGGAUGUCAGGAUACAGUUAUGGGUGCAUGCAGACACCAACAAGCUCCGAGUCUCUGUCAGGUCGCACCUUGUCGAGACCAACGUGCGAGCGUCGUUGCGGAUCUGGAGGAACGAGAGUCGCAAGUUCCGACGGGGAGAGGAGGGAGGGGCGUACGGGUGUAACUGCCGAGAGAACCUUGUCCGACCGGACUCUAUGUAUGAAGAUCCGAAUGCCAUUGUCUGGUACCAUCGGAAUGGGAACGAGACCUGCUACGAGCACAGCCUAGCGCUCGAAGGAAUCGGGGGAGGAGAGGAUCCCUUGAGAUUCCUCACGUCGGGCGGCAGCGUUGAAGGGAGGACCGUUGAUGGGUCAGAGUACAGGCCGAUGGUGAAGAAGAGCGCGCAUGUGCUGGAAAGUGUUGAGGCAGCCCACGAGCACCGGCUGGUGGUUUCAGCCGUCACCAUGAGGGCCGCGGAGAUCCACCAGUGGCUGGACGAGCUCACGAAGGUGAGGCAGAGAGAAGUUGCCAUGGCCGAUCACAGGAGAUGGUGGGAGAAGUUCUGGAGCAAGUCGCUCAUCGACAUCCGUCAAGAUGGUCAAGAGAAGGAGGCAACAAACGAUGACGCGUUUUUGGUCAGCAGAGCUUUCGCUCUCGAGCGGUUCAUGAUAGCGGCGGGAGGACGAGGGGAGUUCCCGAUCAAGUUCAACGGAGGACUUUUCACCGUAGGGAGCGAUCGCUAUGAUGAGGACUACAGGGAGUGGGGGGGAGGAGGCUUCUGGUUUCAGAACACGCGGCUCAUCUACUGGAGCAUGAUGGAGAGUGGAGACUUUGCGCUCAUGGACCCGUUCUUCAACAUGUACAACAAGUCCCUGAAGCUGCACGAGGCUCGCAGCAUGCGGUGGUUCCAGCAUGGUGGCGUGCGCGUCCCAGAGGUGAUGAUGUUCUGGGGAGGGUAUGCAGGAGAGACGUACGGGUGCGAUCGGGGGGACAAGCCCGUCUGGGCCGUGAGCAACCCGUACGUCCGUCACUCCACCUCCCAGGCUGUGGAGCUGCUGGCGAUGCAGCUGGAGAGGAUGCGAUACUUUGACAUCCCGUCAAGGGCAGCUGGGGAUUUCUUGGAACGCCUCCUCCUCCCCCUGUUGGAGGGAGUGAUGACCUUUUACCUGCAGCACUUCCAGGUCGAUCGGGAGGGGAAGCUUGUGCUUGCUCCCUCCCAGUGCUUGGAGACGCUGCAGGAGGCGAUCAAUCCGCUCCCCGAUGUUGCCGGCCUUGUGCACGUGGUGCAGGAGCUGUUGUCCCUCCCUCCCUCAUUCCUCCCAGCCAGUGUUCGUGCUACCUUGCAAGCUUUCUCCUCUAAAAUCCCCAGGAUCCCGACGGGCCUGCUAGGAAGCAGCAGGCAAUGCACGCGAUCAGCUCAGAUACUGAAGGAGGAUACCCUCGCGUGCCUGCGGGAGGGAGGCGAAGCUGCUGCCCCCGACGGCUCGGAGCGCAUCCUCCCGGCGGAGGUCUGGAGGGACAGGCGGGAGAACAUCGAGAACCCAGAGCUGUACGGCAUCUUCCCCUUCCCCGUCUUCGGGAGGUCUCAACCAACAUGGCAGAACAUCUCGCUAGAGGUCGCCUCCUCCUCCUACCGCCACAGGAAGGUCGCAUGCAACGUCGGCUGGUGUCAGGACAUAGUCCAGGCCGCCCUCCUCGGACUCGUCAACGAGUCUGCCGCUAUGCUAGUCGACAGGGCCCGAGCUCCCUCCUUGCGCUUCCCCGGCUUCUGGCUCCAGCACUUUGACUUUACCCCCGAGGUUGACCAUGGGGUCGUUGCCAAGCUCGCCUUGCAGCGGAUGCUUAUCCAGUUCUUCCUCUUCCCCCUUCCUCUGCCUUCCUUCCUAUGCACGCCCUCGGUCUCUAUCGCCAACGUUCUUCCUAAUCAAUCUUGA
Molecule: messenger RNA, 2325 nt
Organism: Guillardia theta CCMP2712
Lineage: Eukaryota; Cryptophyceae; Pyrenomonadales; Geminigeraceae
Exons: 4
Coding region: 1-2325 (774 amino acids)
Biological process (GO): carbohydrate metabolic process
Source: RefSeq, a predicted model, not a curated record